Ipomoea nil (Japanese morning glory) is the source of this 1527-nucleotide messenger RNA. RefSeq names its product B-box zinc finger protein 32-like. The coding region runs from base 327 to 1139 and encodes 270 amino acids. Lineage: Eukaryota; Viridiplantae; Streptophyta; Magnoliopsida; Solanales; Convolvulaceae. The transcript has a single exon. The record is from RefSeq and is a predicted model, not a curated record. Gene Ontology annotation, molecular function: zinc ion binding.
ACACACCACACUCUCACCUCUGGCUUCCCUCUAUUUUCUCCACCUUUCGUAUCCACACACUCUCCCUUCAGCAUUUCAACCUUUAGAUUCCUCUCUCUCUUCUCUCUCUCUCUCUCCCCCGCUUCCCUCUUUCCAAUCCACACAAACACAUCGCCGCUAGUUUUGCGUCUUUGUUCACUGUUUAUUUAUAGGUGCGGCCGUGUAGUGUAUACGCGUCUCCCGGCCUGCGGCGUGCGUAGUGUAUACAUACAUAUAUACAUACACAUAUACAUAUAUACAGGUCGGAAGUGUACGUACGUAUUGUUAUAUAUUAUAUACAUAUAUAUAUGAACCACCAGGUGGCAAUGGGGGCCGGUGGCGGAGGAGAUUUUUGUUGUGAGCUUUGCAAAGGGGAGGCCGCCGUUUGUUGCCCGUCCGAUUCCGCGUUUCUGUGUUGGAGCUGUGACGCUAAGGUUCACCAGGCUAACUUUCUCGUUGCUCGCCAUCUUCGUUUCACUGUUUGCGGGGGGUGUAAAUCUGUGACUGGGAAUCGGGUCUCCGGUGUCCGGGAGGGUCCGUUUUCCGAUCUGUGUCGUUCCUGCUCGCCGUCGCCGGUGGAUGAGGAGGGGGAGGAUCUCGAUGCGCUUUCCUCCUCCUCGACUUGUGUUUCCAGUGCGCAUAGUUCGUGUAGCCGGAAGAGCGGGAGGUCGUCGGAGUGGUCGGACUCCGCCGGGGGGUUUUCCGCCGCGGCGGCGGAGAAGAAAAGUCAGAAGAGACCGCCUCCGCCGAGGGGGGCGAGAUCGGAGGCGUUUGAUCCCGUGGCGGAGGGCAUUUUCGUCAACUGGUGCGCGCGGCUGGGAAUCGGAGGUGGGGAGGAUAAACACGUGACGCGGAAAGCUCGCGGCGCGUUCCGGCUUUGUUUGGCUCACAUGACGGCUCUGCCCUACCGGGUCUCCCUAGCCGCGUCUCUAUGGUUCGGCUUGAGGAGGUGCCCCGGAAAACCCGGCCACACGUGGCGAGCUCUGAGGAGGCUGGAGCAGAUCUCCGGCGUGCCGGCUAAACUCAUUGCCAGCGCGGAGUCGAAGCUUCAUGUGGUGGAGAAAGCCGGAAAGCAACGGCGCCAGUGGCUGACGGAAGGCUGGGGUGAGUGCUCGGUUUGAUUCGAUUGCAUCGAAGCUCGCCGACUAAGUAGCUUAGCUAGCUAAUGAAUGAAGCCGGCUUUGAUUUUGAUUCAUCUUCUAGACAAAGAUUCGCUGAUUCUCUCCGAUAUGUCGGAAAUAACCAUCUCUCUCUCUCUCUCUAUAUCUCCUUCUUUUCCAUCUUCUAAACUGACCGUAGCUAGCUAGGUUUAGAGAAUUCUUAGAUGGGGAAAUUAUAUUGGGUUUUCCCUUUACAGUUUCUACUGUUCGAUCGAGCUAGUAUGCAUGCUGGUAUGCAUUUUGGGAUGGUUCCAACUAUUGAAGCUAGCGAUGAUGUUGUCUUGUCUUUGUACAAUUGUACCGUACUAGAAAAGCUACUACAACGUUAGUUGCUGUUUUCCGGGCUUCA